GCGGGGCCGCUGGUCACAGUGGGAGCUGCCGGCCGCUUGGCGACGACACGACACGAGGCGGUGGGAGGGAAGGAAGGAAGGAGGCGGACGGUCUGACGGGGCGGGUGGAGCCAGCGGGCGGAGAGCCUGCUUCAGUGGGCCGGCUACUGCUACAGCUACAGCUACUGCUGGUGGCCCGUCGGGGACCGGAUGGGAGCGAGCGGGGCGACACCAUGGCGCAGCCGGGCUCUGUGAGAGGCCGCGUGUCGGCCGAGAGGCUGCGGUCGUGGUGGGAGGUGCCGGCCAUCGCUCACUUCUGCUCCUUGUUCCGGGCCGCCUUCGCGCUGCCCGAUUUCGAGAUCGAGGAGUUAGAAGAUGCUUUGUUGAUCGAUAACUGGGAUUUUUUGGAGGACUUGGUUUCUAAACUUCUUCGAGGAUGUUACCAACGCAAAGAUAUUAACAUAGAGAAUUUCCACAUGUAUCUUGAAGACAUCAUUCGACAUCGAUGGGAACUCGAAGAGGGGAAGGAAAACCCACUUCAGGGAAUACACUUUAGGGCUCUUUCUUCCAGGAUAAUAGUUGAAAUUUUGCACAGACUCUGUGAUUACCGUUUGGAUGCCACAGAUGUAUUUGACCUUCUAAAGGGUCUUGAAGCAGAUAGCUUGAGAGUAGAGGCCCUUGGAGAAGACAACGCUGGGGCCCGAUACUGGUAUUUUUACGGCACCAGAUUAUACAAAGAGCUGCCUCCACCACCACCAAAGGAGGAACCAAAAUAUAAACCAUCAAAGAAUGAUAAUAAGAAAGGAAAGAAACUCAAGGAGGAUCAAAAUAUGAAAAAUUCCAGAGUAUUAAAUAAAAAUAUUACAGCAAAAACUCCAAAUGAAAAAUUAAAGAAAAAAUGGAAACUUCGUUAUAGUUUAUCUAAAACAAGGUUUGAGAGAGUUGAAAAGGGAAGUGGACAGCUUGAUGAAACCUCUGACGUGAAAGCUAAUGAGCAGAAGGAAAAUGAUGCCUUUGGAUGCAAUGGUGAGAACACACAUGGGCACAGCAACUUAUUGACAGCUGGAGAGCUGUAAAAUAUAUAUUAACUU
Molecule: messenger RNA, 1070 nt
Organism: Leucoraja erinaceus (little skate)
Lineage: Eukaryota; Metazoa; Chordata; Chondrichthyes; Rajiformes; Rajidae
Product: chromatin remodeling regulator CECR2-like
Exons: 6
Coding region: 213-1055 (280 amino acids)
Biological process (GO): chromatin remodeling
Cellular component (GO): CERF complex
Source: RefSeq, a predicted model, not a curated record